This is a messenger RNA of Ilyonectria robusta, 2553 nucleotides long. Its product is annotated as periplasmic beta-glucosidase precursor. The coding region runs from base 1 to 2553 and encodes 850 amino acids. NCBI's taxonomy places the organism in Eukaryota, Fungi, Ascomycota, Sordariomycetes, Hypocreales, Nectriaceae. Gene Ontology annotation, molecular function: beta-glucosidase activity. The record is from RefSeq and is a predicted model, not a curated record. Gene Ontology annotation, biological process: glucan catabolic process. The transcript is spliced from 5 exons.
AUGACGGAUAUAGACGCCGAGGCCUUGGUGGCUAAGUUGACCCUGGACGAGAAACUGUGCUUGCUUGCAGGCGGAUCCCAAUGGCGAACUGCUGCGAUUGAGCGUCUCGAGAUUCCCAAUCUCAAGAUGUCGGACGGCCCUUCUGGGGCCAGAGGAGAAAUCUUUGGUGAGGGUGUCCCUGCUGCAUUUCUUCCCAGCGGUGUCAGCCUCGGGGCAACUUGGGAUGAAACCAUCAUGUUCGAAAUUGGAAAAUUGCUCGCCGAGGAGUGCAAAUCCAAGUCGGCGUCCGUCUCGCUUGCUCCCACCAUGUGCAUCCAGCGCCAUCCACUUGGCGGACGAAACUUUGAGUCUUUCAGUGAAGAUCCCUACAUGACAGGUAAACUUGCGACGGCAUACAUUCGGGGCAUGCAAUCCCGUGGAGUGGGUGCUACGGCAAAGCAUUUCGUUGCCAAUGAUCAAGAGACGAAACGAUUCAAAGUGAACAUUCACUUGGAUCCACGAGCGAUGCGCGAAGUCUAUCUGCUGCCGUUCCAAAUGAUCGUCCGCGAUGCAGAUCCUUGGUGCAUGAUGACAGCAUACAACAAGGUGAAUGGUUCCCACUGUGACGCAUCCAAAGAACUUCUCAUCGACAUUGCCAGAGAGGAGUGGGGUUGGGACGGCGUCUUUAUGAGUGACUGGGGAGGCACCAAUACCUCAGUAGAAUCCAUCAACAACGGAUUGGACCUUGAGAUGCCAGGGCCUCCGGUCCGAAGAUCACAGGUGGCGCUGGAGGAACCCCUACAGCAAGGCCUUGUGGACUUGAAGCGUGUGGACGAGUCUGCAGCUCGCAUAAUCCGGCUCCUUCAGAAGGCUGGACGUUUCACAGCUGCGCCAGAUGAUCCUGAAUAUUGCCGAGACGACCCAGAGACAAAAUCAUUGCUGCUACAAGCAGCCAGUGCGGGCAUCGUCAUGCUCAAGAACGAGAUAAAUGCUCUGCCGCUGAAACCAAGCGAGAACAUAAGAAAACUAGCCGUCCUUGGUCCGAACGCGAAGAGAGUAGUCGCCGGUGGCGGAGGAAGCGCUUACAUCAAAGCGCCGUAUUGGACAUCUGUCUUCGACUCGCUGACAGACGAAUUCAACCCGAACGGGACAGACGUCGUCUUUGCAGAGGGCGCCAGGGUUAACCGAUACCUGCCAGCCAUGUCUCCUGAAGUAGCGCGGAAUCCGGAUACUGGGAUGCCCGGCGCUGCGAUUGACUGGCAUCUUGGUCAUGAUCUUGGAACCGAGCCAGUCGCAAAAACACACGCUGAUGACUUAUAUUUCAUGUCCUUUGGCACUGUGCCUCAGGAAGUGGGUAGCGAGACAAACUUCUCGUUUCGAUUACGAACUAUUCUGAAGCCGCUGACUUCGGGGCGUCACAAGUUGUCUCUGGCGUCCAUCGGCCCAGCAGAGCUCUACAUGGACGGAAAAUUGAUUACCUGCCAAUCCGGUGCUUUUGAAGAAAAGUCUACAUUGUUCUUUACUUACGGAAGCGGCGAGUCUGUUGCUUUUGUGGACGUUGAAGCAGGCCAGGAGUACGACAUCCGCGUUGAGUAUCGUUCACACGAUAGACAGCUGGAUCCCAAUCUUCAGCCGCUCUUAGCCCCGAUGGAAGACAAAUUUCAGGGAGUAAGAAUAGGAUACGAGGAGUUUGACGAUUCAAACUUGCCUGGGGAGGCAGCGCAACUUGCGAGUGAAUGCGAUGCGGCCGUCGUUGUUGUUGGCCGAGAUAAGGAAUGGGAGACCGAGGGACAAGACAUUCCCAUUUUCGAACUUCCUGGAGAGCAGGUUCAGUUGAUCAAGGAAGUGGCUGCUGUAUGUAAACGCACCAUUGUCCUCGUCCAAGCCGGCACUCCGGUUCAACUGGAACCCUGGAUUGACGAUGUUCAAGCCGUCCUCUAUACCUUGUAUCAAGGCCAAGAGCUUGGAAACGCUGCUGCUGCUGUUGUCUGUGGCAAGUAUAACCCAUCUGGCCGUUUACCUGUCACAUUUCCACGACGAAUCGAGGAUUGUCCUGCAUUUUCGUCCUUCCCGGGCGAAAAUGAAGAGUCAUACUACUCUGAAGGGCUUUAUGUGGGCUACAGAUGGUGGGAUCUCCUGGGAACCAAGCCCUAUUUCCCUCUAGGCUUUGGUCUGUCGUACAACUCUUUUGAAGUGUACCCGGGGAGUAUCAGCUCCGACUUGCUGCUUGAAGGUUCCACUUUGACUCUUACAGCCCGAGUCAAGAAUACGGGAGGGAGCGACUUGCCAGGACGACAGACGGUCAUUGCGUGGUUCUCUCAGCGUUCGCCGACUCGGUUAAAAAGACCUGUCAAACAAGUGUGUGGCUUUGCAAAGUCUCCUGAAUCCUUGCAAGGCGAAGAAGUCGAGGUACAGAUCCAGGUUCCCGCGAAUGCGUUUGGAAUGUUUGAUCCCAAGAGAAAAGGCUGGAUCAUAGAUGCUCAGACGGACUUUGAUAUACUUCUGGGUACUACUGCAGCGAAUGCAAAGGCUGCUUGGAGUGUGCAUGUACCUAAAGAUAUUACGUGGAGGUGA